Messenger RNA from Auanema sp. JU1783, 1020 nucleotides. NCBI's taxonomy places the organism in Eukaryota, Metazoa, Nematoda, Chromadorea, Rhabditida, Rhabditidae. The record is from the annotation of a GenBank genome assembly.
AUGGCUCACAUCAUCGCUGCGCCAAAUGAGUACAUGGUGCCCUUCCCUUCCCAUGUUUCCAUUUCCAAAAUCCAGUUUUGUAAAGUUGCUGGAUCACGGUUGAUGGUAGCAUCCGGAUGGGAUGGCACUGUAAGAAUCUUCAACAUUGGUGGAAUCGGACAGGCUGACGAAAGAAGGUUCUAUUACCACGGCAAGCCUGUACUCUGCUGUACUUUCGCUGAUAAUACUAGAGUAGUUAGUGGAGGACUUGACCAAAUUGUAAAAGUAGUAGAUUUGGAAUCCGGCAAAGAACAAAACAUUGGAAUUCAUAGUCAAGGAAUUCGUUGUAUGGAAUAUGAUUCUUUGGGAGGUUUGAUUGUGUCUGGAUCCUGGGACGGAACUGUUAAGCUAUGGGAUGCUCGUGAUUCUAUUCCAUGUGUACGUCACACACAAACAUUGAGCGAAAAGGUUUACGCUAUGGAUGUUUUAGGAAAUAAGGUUAUCGUCGGAACUAAAGACAGGAAAGUUUAUUUGUUCGACACCAGAAAAAUGGACACCCCUGAACAAGUCAGAGAAAGUCCUUUGAAGUAUCAAACUCGUGCAUUGGCUUUCUUCCCCAGCGGAGACGCGUUCGUUGUUUCUUCCAUCGAAGGAAGGGUUGCUGUAGAGUAUAUUGAUCAAGCUCCAGAAGUUCAGAAGAAGAAAUAUGCUUUCAAAUGUCACAGAGUCAAAGAAGAAGAUGGAACUGAGUUUAUAUAUCCUGUUAAUGCCAUAGCCUUCCACCCUGUUCACGGUACCUUCGCAACCGGUGGUUCUGAUUCCAUGGUUAAUAUUUGGGAUCCUUUCAAUAGAAAGCGUCUUGUACAACUUCACAAAUUCAAUACCAGCAUAACAUCUUUAAGUUUCAACUCAGACGGAUCUCAAUUGGCUAUUGCUUCAUCGUAUGCUUAUGAACAUGAGGCUACUCCAUCACCUUUACCUGAUAACCUUAUUACGAUCCGUCAAAUCAGUGACUGUGAAAGCCGACCGAAAACCAUGUAA